CUACUUCCUGAAACCAAGGCUGUUUAUGAGAAACAGUAUAUUUCAGCUAGGUUGUACCGGAAUCCAUUCUUUCCCCGAGUCAGAUUUGCUGGGUCUUAAAGUGUUUUUCCUCUUCUUCGAGAUAAAAGACCAUCCUUCCCUUUGCUGAUGAGAUGUUCAGUUCUAAAACAAGGCUGAAAGAAAAGCAGAAUUAGUAUGUGCAGAAGUCAUCUUUGAGUCAACCAUAGGACACAAGUAAGAGGAUGCACCACCAAAAGCCCCUGGGAAUCACCAUUCUACUUUCUGUGCCUAUGAAUUGACUACUCUGGGUCCCUCAUGUACCUCAGCCUUCAAGGGGCUCCUUUAUUGAGAAUCGAUGUCUUCUCCUAGGUAAUUGAUCACCAUAGACCCAGGGACACUCGAUUCAUCGUCCAGGAGGGUAAUCAUCAUGAAUAAUCAAAAAGCUGUAGCUGCACUACUGCAAGAGUGCAAGCAAGUGCUGGACCAGCUCUUGUUGGAGGCGCCAGAUGUGUCAGAGGAGGACAAGAGGGAGGACCAGCGGUGCAGAGCUUCACUCCCCAGCGAGUUAAGGACCCUGAUCCAGGAGGCAAAGGAAAUGAAGUGGCCCUUCGUGCCUGAAAAGUGGCAGUACAAACAAGCCGUGAGCCCAGAGGACAAAACAAACCUGCAGGAUGUGAUUGGCGCCGGGUUGCAGCAGUUACUGGCAUCCUUGCGAGCCUCCAUCGUGGCUCAGGACUGUGCAGCCGCCGCCGCCAUCGUCUUCUUGAUGGACCGCUUCCUGUACGGGCUCGACGUCUCUGGAAAGCUCCUGCAGGUGGCCAAAGGUCUCCAUAAGUUGCAGCCAGCAACGCCCAUCGCCCCGCAGGUGGUUAUUCGUCAAGCCCGGAUCUCGGUCAACUCAGGGAAACUUUUAAAAGCAGAGUAUAUCCUGAGCAGUCUAAUAAGCAACAAUGGAGCUACAGGUACCUGGAUGUACAGAAAUGAAAGUGAUAAGAUCCUGGUGCAGUCAGUCUGUAUACAGAUCAGAGGACAAAUUCUGCAAAAGCUAGGCAUGUGGUAUGAAGCAGCAGAGCUAAUUUGGGCCUCCAUCGUAGGAUAUGUGACACUUCCUCAGCCAGAUAAGAAGGGCAUUUCCACAUCACUUGGAAUACUGGCAGACAUCUUUGUUUCCAUGAGCAGAAAAGAUUAUGAAAGGUUUAAAAACAAUCCACAGAUUAACUUGGGCUUGCUCAAGGAGUUUGACCACCAUUUGUUGUCAGCUGCAGAAGCCUGCAAGCUAGCAGCUGCCUUCAGUGCCUACACACCCUUGUUCGUGCUCACAGCUGUGAAUAUCCGUGGCACAUGCUUAUUGUCAUAUAGUAGUUCUAAUGACUGUCCUCCAGGAAUGAAAAGCUUGUAUCUGUGUGAAGCCAAAGAGGCCUUUGAGAUUGGCCUUCUCACCAAAAGAGAUGAUCAGGUAGUUACCGGAAAACAGGAACUUCACAGCCUCAUCAAAGCUGCUUUCGGUCUCACCACAGUACACCGAAGACUCCAAGGGGAAACAGACGCAGUCUGCGCAGCGAGUCAGCUCUGUAAUGAAGCUAUGGAGAAGCUGUACACUUUCAGUACUUCUUCCAGAAGUCAGAACAGAGAAUCUCUUUCUCGAGAAAUCAUGUCUGUUAUCACCCAGGUGAAGGAUCAUUUACAGAUUCAGAGCUUCUCUAAUUUAGAUGACAGAUCUUAUGUCCCAGAGAGUUUCCAGUGCAGAUUGGGUAAACCCAUCUUGCAUGGACAAGUGGAUUUCCAUAAAGUCCUUGAAACCUAUUCACAGCACCAUACCUCCGUGUGUGAGGUUUUUGAAAACAUUUGUGGAAACAACAAAAAUAAGCAAAAAGACAUAAAAACAGGAGUCUGUAUCACUGCUUUAAAAACAGAAACAAAAACCACAGAUACUAUGACCACUACUCAGGACAAACCAUGCUCUCAAAAAGGCAGGGGAAUAUCUUCCAGUCAAUUAGUUAAGAACAGUCAGGGGAAACUCAGAAGAGUCGGAAGGAGAAAUUGGACCCUUUCCAAGGCAUUCCGAGUCUCCCUGGAUCAAGAUGUGGAGACUGAGACUGAGCCACCUGACCACAGCAAUGUGGGGGGAGAUGUCUGCAACAAGUCUCUGAGUGACAGCCAGAGCUCCAGUAGUUGGAGCAAGUUCUCAGGGCUUAGUUCUUCCUCAAGCUGGGAGGAAGUGAACUAUCCUAUUGAUGACAGAUCAGCUAGAAAAGAAUCUAGCAAAGAACAUCUUGUGGACACCCAGUGUUCCACUGCCCUGUCUGAGGAACUGGAGAACAAUAGGGAUCACAGAGCUGUGCAAUCAUUGUCUUCAGAGCUUCACAGUCUCUCUCCCCAGAUAUCCCAGGACAACAGUUCAGAGCCUUCUCAAAGUCAACCACACAAACACAUGCCCUUAACAACCUUCUGUCCUCAUAACACAACCAACACUUGCUUAGUCUUUGAUGCAGGGCUCUCAGAAGGCGCUCCAGAAGGUAUCCAGGAAGUACAAAAUGUAGGACCUGAAAAUACUUCUGCUCACUUCCAACCCUCAUGUAGUUCUGCUUCUUGGUCUUCUUGUUCUGGUAGGUUCAAGGACAUGACCACAUGUGCUUCAAUCCAAGAAGAAGAUGACUUUGAGAUAAUUGAUGAUUUUCCAGAAACCAACUGUGACAUCAAUGACAGACCUGGGGAAAAGAAGGGAAAAGAACUCAAUGGAAACUAUGAGGGCCAUAUAUUUCAAGAGAGCUUCUUCUGGGUGGACCCAGAAGGAGAAACAGAGGAAAGCACAAAAGAUGUGCCUUUAGACUCUCAUGUAGUCACGGGCAGUUCUCAGAGCAACAGUUCCAUGUUGGCAUGUAACUCUUUCAUUCAUCAGCCUGUUCAACAUCCUGACUCAGGAAAGACCAGUGUUGGCUCAGUCAGAAACCAGGACAUUGACCCUGAUGCCCCUACAGAGGAUGAGGAGGGUCACCUCUUUGACAGCACAGAUGUCGGUUCAUCAAGUGGAUGUGGCUCUCCUAGACCAUGGAUCCUGGGGCAGCCACCCGGUCAGAGAAUGGAGACCCCCAAAUCAUCUGUUAGUAACAUUCCCUUCCCUGUCCUCAGCGAGGAUUGUGCCACCACAGAAGAAGGAAAUGAACCUGAACACUUGUUAAACUGCAGCCAGAGCUCCAGCUCGUCACUUGCAUGGUGGUUGAAGUCACCUGCAUUUUCCAGUGGUUCUUCUGAGGGGGAAAACUUACGGUCUUCUCUGAAUUCCAGUGGAAGUUUUUCUUCUGUCUCAUCACCAGGAAAGAUGAGGAAAGAAGUCCUUGAGGCUCGCACCCUGCAACCUGAUGACUUUGACAAACUCUUGGCAGGAGUGAGGCAUGAUUGGCUAUUUCAGAGACUGGAGAAUACAGGUGUUUUUAAGCCCAGUCAACUCCAACGAGCUCAUAAUGCUCUUUUGUUAAAAUAUUCCAAGAAAUCUGAACUGUGGACAGCCCAGGAAACUGCUGUGUAUUUGGGGGAUUACCUAAAUGUACAGAAGAAAGGCAAGCAAAGAAAUGCCUUCUGGGUUCAUCAUCUCCAUCAAGAAGAAACUCUGGGAAGAUAUGUAGGGAAAGAAUAUAAAGAGCAAAAGGGACUCUGGCACCACUUCAUUGAUGUGGAGCGGCAGAUGACUGCACAGUACUACGUGACAGAGUUUAACAAGAGACUCUAUGAACAAAAGAUCCCAACACAGAUAUUCUACAUACCCUCCACAAUAUUACUGAUUUUAGAAGGCAGGACAAUAAAGGGAUGCAUCAGUGUGGAACCUUACAUUCUGGGAGAAUUUGUGAAAUUAUCAAAUAAUGCCAAAGUGGUGAAAACAGAAUACAAAGCCACAGAAUAUGGCUUGGCUUAUGGCCAUUUUUCUUAUGAGUUUUCUAAUCAUAAAGAUGUUGUGGUCGAUUUACAAGGUUGGGUGACUGGUAAUGGAAGAGGACUCAUCUACCUUACAGAUCCCCAGAUUCACUCUGUUGAUCGGAAAAAUGUCACUACCAAUUUUGGAAAGAGAGGAAUUUUUUACUUCUUUAAUGACCAGCAUGUGAAAUGUAAUGAAAUAUGCCACCGUCUUUCUUUGACUAGACCUUCAAUGGGGAAACUAAACAAGUCAUAGACUAUGGAUCAGCAAAGAGACAGACAUCUGUGCUCACCAACAUCAAUUUCUCCUCUCCUUCCAGGCACCAGAACCUGGCAGAGCCCCGGUCCUUGAAGCUGGUUGUGGCCAGUGGUUUGUGAAAGGAACUAAUGAGUAUCACUUUCAGACCUGGAGUUAAUUGCCAGUACAAUAUCCUGCAGGGUCUCUUUCCUCUGCCCCUGUUACCAAGUAUGUGUCAGGAGGUAGCUGCCUAUGAGCACAGGACUCACAGUGAUGGCAAUGUGGGAAAAAGCCCAACUGAUCUGCAGGGAUACAAAGUACUGCUGAGAAAUAACUAUGGUGUUUAAACCAUUGAGAUUUUGGAGCUUGCUGUCACUAUCCGUUCAGAUUGAUACUAUUGGAUACUAUUGGUGUUUUUUCUAUUGAUUUAGGCUUGCUUUAUAAAAAUAUGCAGAGCCUUGUGAUAUGAAUUCCAAUAUUUUCUGUUUGUCUUCUGACAUUUGACUUUGCAUGAAACAUUUAUCUAUGCAAAUUUUUGUUCAUAGUUGAAUUUAUCAACCUUUUCUUUCAUGACUUCUUGGCUGUAUGUGAUACUUAGACCUUUCUUACACUCUGAGCUUCUUUCCUUUAAAUUCUUCUAUGUCUUCUUCUCUUGUAUUUAAAUCUGUGAAGUUAUGACAGAAGAAUGGUAGAUUUUUGCGGCCACCACACUCCACCCUUGCCCUACACAGAUCUGCGUCUCUACUUAAGUCUAGGCUGCAGAUCUGUGGUCUCACUGAAAGAAAUAUACAGAAGGGACACUAGUAAGAUAAAGCGAUUCCAUUGCACUUACUCUGUGGGACCACGGCUGUUUCUCACUCUCUCCCUCCUCCACUAUUCAGUCUAAAUUUCCCUCAGCCUUUUUUUUUUUUUAAACUACUAUCUCAGGAAGUCUGGAUGCCUUAUCUCAUGGUGGGACUCCGCUUCCAUAAAUGGAGAGGCUGGGUACUUAUCUUCUUAGUUUGGGGUUGCUGCCCCUGUCUCUUCACAAUUGCAGUUGGAACAAGGCAGAUCUGAUCUACUACUGGGAGCACAGUGACUGGCACUCCCAGCUUCAACCCCUCGGGAUCCACCAUGUUCCUGGGGAAGCCAUGUUUUCCCCUCGUGUUCUCAGCCCACAACCACGCACAGCAAGGAUCCUAGUCUCAGAACUAGUCUAACUGGUGACUGUGGCACAGAACCUUCCUGUUGAUUGAUAAAACUUUCUUACUACUGCUGUGGUACAAGAUUUCCCUUGCCUCCUUUCUUUGUCCUCUCUUUUCAUAGGUGUUGAGCUGUGCUCCAGUCUUCCUGCCAACUCUAUGCUCUCCUAUUGAUUCUUUGGGAUCAUUUCCCCCAAAAAAUCUUACCUGUCUAAUCUUUCCUGGCACAUACUUUUUGGAAAACCAAAACUAACAAAAGUUUAUUUUUAAAACGUUUUAUAGAGUUCUUGAACAUUGGCUAAGUACACAGAUCGCCUGGUCAUCUCAAGUUGCUUUCAUGCUUGGUUUUUUUUCUUUCUUUUUUUGGUACUGGCAUUUGAAUCCAGGGGCGCUUUACCACUACUGAUCUACAUCUCAAACCCUUUUUAUUUUUUAUUCUGAGAAGUGGACUUUUGGACUCUUCAGUCUGCUAAGUUUGAUACCUGGUGCACCAGUGUUGACAACCUGUUUGUCCCUGGGAGGUGCCUGUCUUGGGCUUAAUAUUGUGUUUCCUGUCAUGUCAGCUCUCUGGUGGGAUCAGGAUAAAGGAGCCACUGUAUUCAUCUUUCUUGGCAUUGGCAGCCUAGAAUCAGCACCAACCCAGGACUCAGGAUUCAAGAAGAGGAGGUAUUGAGAGACUCGGAAUCAACUCAGAGCCGCUGGGUGAGACUCUCCCGUUGGAGAGGCGCCCUGGACGAGGUGGUAGUCCUGGAACACAGGGAACUUUGUAAAGUAGAGAUGCCCAAAAAGACCCCACCCGCUGGAGCAGUGAACUCGACAACCGGGAGCAUUGUAGAGGAGGGUCACCCAGCAAGACACUUGGGCGCAGAGCAAAGGUCCCAGGAACGUGGGGAGCUUCUUAAAGGAGGGGCCACCCAGUGAGAUGCUUCGGUGCAGGGUGAGGCUCCCUGGCCCAAGAGGUAGGUCUGGGCCCCUGGGAACGUUGCACAGGAGGGCUGCCCAGCCCAGGUGGUAGUUCUGGAUCAAGGGGAACUUCUAGGAGGGGAGCUGACCAGCAAGACAUCCCCACCAAGUGAGUCUUCUCCGCCGGGCGAGGCUUUCCCAACAGGACAAUAGAACUGGAGACACAUGCCCAAACCAGCCAUGUCUCAGCCCACAGUCUAGUCCCCCUUUGGCUGACCAUCAGUCAACAAGUGGAUGUGCCUCUGCCCACCAGGAGGGAAUAUACCCUACCUGAAGGCCACCACCCCUAGAGGGGCAGCUUUCUUG
Messenger RNA from Sciurus carolinensis (gray squirrel), 6597 nucleotides. It is a transcript of the gene Alpk1, whose product is annotated as alpha kinase 1. The coding region runs from base 428 to 4165 and encodes 1245 amino acids. The record is from RefSeq and is a predicted model, not a curated record. Gene Ontology annotation, biological process: protein phosphorylation. NCBI's taxonomy places the organism in Eukaryota, Metazoa, Chordata, Mammalia, Rodentia, Sciuridae. Gene Ontology annotation, molecular function: protein serine/threonine kinase activity; ATP binding. The transcript has 16 exons.